Messenger RNA from Hibiscus syriacus, 621 nucleotides. RefSeq lists its product as uncharacterized. Bases 1 to 621 code for a protein of 206 amino acids. The record is from RefSeq and is a predicted model, not a curated record. Lineage: Eukaryota; Viridiplantae; Streptophyta; Magnoliopsida; Malvales; Malvaceae. The transcript has 4 exons.
AUGGCAAUAUUUCUAGCGGGUAUUGAUCCUAACUUUGCCAAUGUUGUGGCGUUGCAACAUUAUGUGGAGAUUAAAGACAUGGUGCAUAUGGCCAUGAAGGGCACAUUGCUAGCCAAUGCCCAAACCGCAAUACUAUGCUCCUUUGAGAUGAUGGGGAGAUUGAAACAGACCAAGAGAAGGAUGAAGGAGAAGACAUUCCCAUCAAAGACGAAGAAGAAUAAAAGAACAACAAAGCAUCCACAUUCUUACAAGCUACAAUGGCUUAAUGAUGAAGGGGAACUUAGAGUCACCAAGCAAGUUCUCAUUUCAUUCUCCAUUGGAAAAUACAAAGAUGAGGUGUUAUGUGAUGUCGUUCCGGUGCAUGAAUUUGAAGACUUAUUUUCAGAAGAGAUUCCAAGUGGGCUGCCACCUAUUCAUGGUUUUGAGCAUCAAAUUGAUUUUGUUCCUAAAGCUACCAUUCUGAAUCCACCAGCUUACCAAAGUAACCUCGAAAAAACUAAAGAGUUGCAAAGGAAAGCAGUCAAAUUGAUGGAAAAUGGCUAUGUGAGGAAAUAUGUUAGUCCUUGUGUCGUGUUGGUUCUACUUGUGCCAAAAAAGAUGGAUCAUGGCACAUGUGUGUAG